Molecule: messenger RNA, 1855 nt
Organism: Gastrolobium bilobum
Lineage: Eukaryota; Viridiplantae; Streptophyta; Magnoliopsida; Fabales; Fabaceae
Product: jasmonate-induced oxygenase 1-like
Exons: 2
Coding region: 63-1130 (355 amino acids)
Source: RefSeq, a predicted model, not a curated record
GUUAGUAAUAGUAUUGUUCCUCUUCAUUCUCAUAUGACUCUGUUCGGUUCCGUUCUUAUCCAAUGGAACCCAUCAGUGUGCAAUCCCUAGCCCAAUCGGGUCGGGUCCCAUCUGAAUACAUCCAGCCUCCUCAGAACCGACCCGUUCGAAAUAACCCACCCGCAACAAUUAUACCCGAUCACGAUGUCAACAUUCCGGUCAUCGACCUCUUCGGGUUCGACCCGAAUCUCCGCGAUUCGACCCGGGAAGAAAUCGGGCGGGCCUGCCGGAAGUGGGGCGCCUUCCACGUCACCAAUCACGGUGUUCCGGUUACCCUCCUAGACGCCGUGCGGCGCGUGGGUCUCGCCUUCUUCAAUGACUGUCCCAUGCCGGAGAAGCUGCGAUUCGCCUGUGCCUCCGGCGCCGCCGCGUCGGAGGGGUACGGCAGCCGGAUGCUCGUGAGCUCCGAUCAGGAACAAAACGAUGCCGUCCUCGAUUGGAGGGACUACUUCGACCACCACACUCUUCCCCUUUCUCGCCGGAACCCUAAUCGGUGGCCCAAUUUUCCCUCCGAUUACAGGGAAUCUGUGGCGAGGUACAGUGAUGAGAUGAAGGUUCUGGCGCAAAAGUUGCUAGCUUUGAUAUCAGAGAGUCUUGGGUUGCGAGAUUCGUGCAUUGAAGAUGCUGUUGGGGAAUUCUAUCAGAACAUCACUAUUAGCUAUUACCCUCCGUGUCCCCAACCAGAGCUCACGCUUGGUUUGCAAUCACAUUCUGAUAUGGGUGCAAUUACCCUUUUGAUCCAAGACGAUGUGUGUGGUCUUCAGGUUCUGAAGAAUGGUGGUUGGGUCACUGUGCAACCCUUGUCAGGUGCUGUUCUUGUUCUCUUGGCUGACCAAACUGAGAUUAUAACAAAUGGAAAGUACAGGAGCUGUGAGCAUAGGGCAAUUACAAAUCCUGACAGAGCAAGGCUCUCUGUGGCAACAUUUCAUGACCCAGCUAAGACAGUCAAGAUCUCCCCUGCUUCUGAACUGAUCAAUGAGUCAUCACCAGCUAAAUACCGCGAUGUUGUUUACGGAGACUAUGUAUUAUCUUGGUAUACCAAAGGCCCUGAAGGAAAACGAAAUAUUGAUGCACUUCUGCGGCAAUCUUAGUGUGUUUUUCUCCUGGCCUUGUGGCUCCACCAGAACUUAUGGGAAUUCCUUCUCAUCCUCAUUUUCUUGUUCUGGUUGAUUUUUUAUUUCCAUUGCUAUGAAUAUGUUCUUCUUAUUGUUGCUUUAGUUAACGAGGAUUUGUUCUCGAAAAAGGGUGAAGUUGGUUUCAGAUUUAUCUGGUUUGAAAUUGUUGAUGUUGGAAGAGCAACUUAUCAGUAUGCUUGAAACUGUUGUAAAAAAACAAGGAGCAAGAGAAUCAAAUCAUGGUGAAUCUGAAAUCAAUAUCACCAAUUAUCAAGAACUAAUCCUUAUUAACUAAAGCAACCACAAGGAAACAUAUGUAGCAAUGGAAACCAAAAAUCAACAAGAACAAGAAAAUGAGAAUGGAAAGGAAGUCCCAUGGAUGAUUGCUCUCUUGGUUCAGGCGGACAGUGGAGCCAUGAGACCAAGAGAAAAAACACUUAAGAUUCCUUAUUACGUGUUCAAAUGAGCAUCAAGAUUUUUCUUGGAAUGCUGGAGACAAGGAGGUUCAUAUCAAAAUCUACAAGCAACAGUUAUGGAUAAAUGAGAACCUAAUUAUUGUAUUGUAGAGCAUAAUUGAGGCAGCUUAAAGAUAGCCCAAAUAGCUGCAUGCAAAAUUCAUCUUUUUCGGUGCAAGUUCAAUAAUCAGUAUAUUGAGUUUUUAUUGAUUUGGUGCUUACCCAUCUAAUGAAUUCUGCAGAAUU